Molecule: messenger RNA, 3240 nt
Organism: Sinocyclocheilus anshuiensis
Lineage: Eukaryota; Metazoa; Chordata; Actinopteri; Cypriniformes; Cyprinidae
Product: protein arginine N-methyltransferase 8-B-like
Exons: 10
Coding region: 516-1745 (409 amino acids)
Biological process (GO): chromatin remodeling; peptidyl-arginine methylation, to asymmetrical-dimethyl arginine
Cellular component (GO): plasma membrane
Molecular function (GO): histone methyltransferase activity; protein-arginine omega-N monomethyltransferase activity; protein-arginine omega-N asymmetric methyltransferase activity
Source: RefSeq, a predicted model, not a curated record
CAGCACAGUCUUUCAACUCCAACUUUCAGCGUGAUCCAGACGCACUUGACUGACCGCAACGCGACGAAUUGGCCAACUAGGAUCCGACGACAUGUUAUGAACUGAGAAAUAAUGGAUUAACAUGUUAAACUGAAAUAAAAGAUGCAUUCUGAUCUGGCAGACUCCGUGUAGCGCGGCGAUGCGCAGCGGCAGGUGAUGUGGGUGCUGACGCGUCGGGGCGCAACUGGUCUCCAAGCGGCGCUUAGAAACUGUGGAAGAACUUUUACACGAUUGGCUUUCAGUAGGAGCCAGAAUCAUGGAAUUGAGGGACUAUCCACUAAGUCAUCAUGACAAUUUCAAUAUUAGUUUCUAUUUAGGCAUUUAUUGUUUAUUAAAAACAGCUGUGCGAAUUAACAAACGGGCCGUUUUAAAGCGCAAACCUAGUAUUGCGUAUUGAAUUACGUUUUAAAACUUUUCUAGUGCAUUUAGUGACAACACUUGUUCUUAUCGAGUUAAUCCGGAUCCCGUUGGCUCGUAUGGGACUGAGGCACUCAUCGCGGUGCCUGCUCCUGCGGAGAAAGAUGGCGGAGGCGGAGAGCUCGGAGCAGCGCCAGCAGCAGCAGCAUAUUUCCAGUGCUCCCUCAUCCAAGUCCUUACAACCAUCUCCGCUACCAAAGCCAGUGACGUCCGUUCAUCAUGUUCCUCAUCCUCCACCCACGCCGCACGUCUCUGCGCUUUCUGCCUGCCCGGGCCGAGGCAAGAUGGCCAAGCUACUCAACCCGGAAGAGAUGACAUCACGGGACUACUACUUUGACUCCUAUGCCCACUUUGGUAUUCAUGAGGAAAUGCUAAAGGAUGAGGUGAGGACACUGACCUAUAGGAACUCCAUGUACCACAAUAAACACAUCUUUAAGGAUAAGAUAGUUCUAGAUGUGGGCAGCGGAACCGGAAUCCUCUCCAUGUUUGCUGCCAAGGCAGGAGCCAAACAUGUAUAUGGGAUUGAAUGUUCCAGUAUAUCAGAGUAUUCAGAGAAAAUCAUCAAAUCAAAUCACCUGGACAAUGUUAUUACCAUCAUUAAAGGGAAAGUGGAGGAGACUGAAUUGCCGGUGGAUCAGGUGGACAUCAUCAUUUCAGAGUGGAUGGGCUACUGUCUUUUCUACGAGUCUAUGCUCAAUACUGUCAUCUACGCCAGAGACAAAUGGCUGAAACCUGGUGGUUUCAUGUUUCCAGACAGAGCGACUUUGUAUGUGGUUGCCAUUGAGGAUCGGCAAUACAAAGACUUCAAAAUCCACUGGUGGGAGAAUGUCUAUGGUUUUGACAUGACGUGCAUUCGGAACGUUGCUAUGAUGGAGCCCCUGGUGGACAUAGUAGAUCCUAAACAAGUCGUGACCAACUCCUGCCUGAUUAAGGAGGUGGAUAUCUACACGGUGAAGCCGGAGGAUCUGACAUUCACCUCGGCCUUCUGCCUGCAGAUCCAGAGGAAUGACUAUGUUCAUGCUCUCGUCACGUACUUCAACAUUGAGUUCACCAAGUGUCACAAGAAGACUGGCUUUUCUACAGCCCCCGACGCUCCCAGCACUCACUGGAAGCAGACGGUGUUUUAUCUGGAGGAUUACUUAACGGUGCGGAGAGGAGAGGAAAUCCUGGGCAGCAUCACCAUGAAGCCCAAUGAGAAUAAUGAGCGUGACUUGGACUUCACCUUUGAGCUGGAUUUCAAAGGACAGCUCUGCGACGCAGCCAUCUCCCACGACUACAAGAUGCGGUAAAACUGGAGCGGCAUCCUGAGUCAGGCCACCGUUUCCCAGGGAGAUUCGGCGGAGAGACGGAAUGUGCCUCUCCUCUGCCUCUGUCUGGAUCAGAGAGGCUGCUGAACUGCAGGACCCCUCGGUGAUGUCAUCAGUGCGAGUCCAGCACUAAAAGCAAUAGUGUCAUCACGUGUCACCUUCUAAAAUGCACAUAGAGGAUAGACUGUGAAAACAUCACUCUGAAUGUAACUGUUAAUGAGUCUGAGAAUGUCAAAGUUUGUGUUUAUUUAACCUUAUAAGAUGUUACCGAACGGCAAUGCCAAUGUGAAAUCGUACAAUAGUGCCUCAUCGAACAAGGCUUCAGUUUGGAUGCAUACAUGAAAAGAGCAUGAAUGGCAUUUUUUCACUUCAUAUUUGAUGUGUUGCUUAUAUUUAAGUGCUUUUAUUGUGUUAUAUUUAUUGGGUUAGUGUUGAGUUGUUUAAUAUAGUGACCACUGGCGUGUUUUCUGCCUUUGCUUUAUUUGAAUUUAUUCAGGAUUCACUCAAGAUUUCACUUCAAGAUUUUUCUAAAGAACCUCUAAGAGCAGCUACACUAUUUUAAAUCAUUCUCAUCAAAUGUACAAACUUUGUUAUUUUAGAGUAACAUAAUGUGACAGUUUUAACUUAAGAAUAUUUUUGGUUUCGUGUUCUCGUUCAAUUGUCAGGUCAUUGUCUGUUGGAGCCACCGAUGUUUGCUCCUCUGUGUAAAACAAGACGAGCAGAGCAGUUCAGAUGAAGACAACGAACGAGGCAUGACAUGUUCGACACUGAAUCCAGCCUCAAUAAUAUAUCUGAAGAUUUUAGUGCUUCAUGUUGUUGUCGUCAACUGAACUGUCUCUGCACAGCAACUGAAAUGCUUCUUGUUCAAGCAGUGAGGUUUUACUGGCCAGUUUGAAAUCCAGGUUUCAUGAUGCUAGCAAGACUUCAGAUGGGUUGAAUGAGGCUAUUGCAAUGCUAAAUAAAUGGGAAGUAACAAACAAUAACAUUUUUCUUGAAUGACUCUGUUCUCACUCACUUGGUUGUGUGGGAUAAACUGGCUGAACUGCAUUUGUCACACGCAUCUUGACUGAACACAUGUUCUCCAUAAAUGUAUUGUGAUUGACAAUUGGUAUCCUUAACAAAUAGAAUAUGGACAAAGAUCAUUUAAAUGAGGUGUGAUGAAGUGUCCUGAGACUAAUAUACUUCAUCUACAGUUGGACACACAUCAGAUGAACACAGAUAUACAAUGCUCUUUGACAAAUGGACAUGAAAAACCUUUUAACACAUUACACUAUUAAUUUUUGAUUCAAGUAUAAGUGAAUUUGUCCUCUUUCAGCCUACAUUAAAUUAUUUACAUUGAAUAUAAGAGGGUGUGGUGAUGAUAUGUAAAGCAUAGAGUGAUUUCACCCAUGUGUUUGUGUGUGUGUGUGGUCACUAGCAGCAGGCUUUCUUCUUUAAUGGUUGAUCCACCAGUCUGACCGUGUUCACCCAUAUUCUG